Lepidothrix coronata (blue-crowned manakin) is the source of this 1668-nucleotide messenger RNA. It is a transcript of the gene CNGA4, whose product is annotated as cyclic nucleotide gated channel alpha 4. The transcript is spliced from 6 exons. Gene Ontology annotation, cellular component: plasma membrane; intracellular cyclic nucleotide activated cation channel complex. Gene Ontology annotation, biological process: monoatomic cation transmembrane transport. The record is from RefSeq and is a predicted model, not a curated record. Gene Ontology annotation, molecular function: intracellularly cAMP-activated cation channel activity; protein-containing complex binding; cGMP binding. The coding region runs from base 1 to 1668 and encodes 555 amino acids. Lineage: Eukaryota; Metazoa; Chordata; Aves; Passeriformes; Pipridae.
AUGGCCAGGGCUGAGGCUGGCACUGGCACUGGACACGCUGUGGGCAGCACUGCCAUUCCUCAGAGGUGGACCCUUGACCCCGCCGGGGACUGGCACUACUGGUGGAUCAGCCUCAUGGUGCUGCCCAUCCUCUACAACUGGGUCGUCCUCAUCCUCAGGUGCUGCUUCCCCGAGGUGCAGGAGGCACAUGUGGGGCUGUGGCGGGGCCUGGACGGGCUCAGUGAUGCGCUGUACCUGCUGGACAUUGCCGUGCGCCUCCACACAGGUUUUCUGGAGGAUGGGAUCCUGGUGCAGGACAUCAGCCGGACGCGGCGGCGCUACCUGUGCUCCUGGUCCUUCCCCUGGGACGUGGCAGCUGUGCUGCCCACCGAGCUGCUCUGCCUGCUCCCAGGGGUCCCGGGGGUCCCAGGGGUGCCGGCAGCACGUGCCAACCGCUGCCUGCGGGCACCACGGCUCUUCGAGGCCUUCGACCAGUGUGAGACACGCACAGGGUGGCCCAACACCUUCCGCGUGGCCAAGCUGAUGAUGUACCUGGUGCUAGGCAUCCACUGGCACGGCUGCCUCUACUUUGCGCUAUCGGCGCGGCUGGGGCUGGGCACCGACCCCUGGGUUUGCCCUGCCUUCGCGCGCCCGCUGCGCCGAUACCUGCACAGCUUCUACUUCUCCACGCUGGUCCUGGCCAUGGUGGGUGACACGCCGGCGCCGCAGCGCGAGGAGGAGUUCCUCUUCACCAUUGCCGGUUUCCUGCUGGCUGUGCUGGGCUUCGCCACCAUCACCGGCAGCAUCAGCGCCGUCAUCGCCAACCUCAGCGCGGCCGACGCCACCUUCUACCCCGACACGGGGCCGGUGCGGCGGUACCUGUGGGCGCGGGGCGUGGGCGGGCAGCUGGCGAGGCGCGUGGCGCGCUGGCACCAGCACCUGCGCAUGCAGCGCAAGCUGCCAGUGGAGCGGGCGGUGCUGCAGCACCUGCCAAGGGGGCUGCGGGCCGAGGUGGCGGCCAGCGUGCACCUGCCGGCCCUGCGGCGCGUGGGGCUGUUCCAUGGCUGGGGGCACGAGGUGCUGCGCCAGCUGGUGCUGCGCCUGCGCCCGCAGGUCUUCGGCCCCGGCGAGUUCGUGUGCCGGCGCGGUGACGUGGGCCACGAGAUGUACUUCAUCCGCGAGGGCCGGCUGGCCGUGGUGGCCGAGGACGGCGUCACGCAGCUGGCCGUGCUGGGCGAGGGGCUCUACUUCGGGGAGAUCAGCCUCAUCAACAUCAAGGGGAACACGGCGGGGAACAGGCGCACGGCCAACAUCCUGAGCAUCGGCUACUCGGACCUGUUCUGCCUGGGCAAGGAGGACCUGGCCGAGGUGCUGGCUGAGUUCCCCCACGCCCGCACCGCCAUGGAGGCCAAGGGCCGGGAGCUACUGCUGGGCAUGGGUCGGCUGGACACAGGUGCUGAGGCAGCAGCAGCGGCAGCCGAGGCCGAGGCUGAGCGGCAGCUGCAGGGGCUGGAGGUGGCCCUGGAGGGGCUGCAGACACGGGCGGCUCGGCUGCUGGCACAGCUGGAGGCCAGUGCCCUGCGCAUGGCCCUGCGCAUCCAGCGCCUCGAGGGGCAGCUGCACCUGAGGACAGGGACCCCCCAGGACACGGAGUCCAACCGAGACGCAGGGUCCCCUCAGGGCCCGUGA